Molecule: messenger RNA, 1769 nt
Organism: Rotaria sp. Silwood2
Lineage: Eukaryota; Metazoa; Rotifera; Eurotatoria; Philodinida; Philodinidae
Source: the annotation of a GenBank genome assembly
UGGUACUAAAUCAAAUAAAACAAUUUUCCUACAAAAAAUUUUGGUUAAAUACACAUAAUCAGAGAAAAGUCUGAUAUCAUCAAAAUAAAAAACAUCAAAAAUUUUCUUGACAUUGAACAUGACGUAAUUAAUUGUUUCAUCAAAUGCAGUGAAAUUCUACAUAAAUAUCUGAAUGAAUAUGUGAGUUACUUUCAAUCUGUUAGAAUGAUGGGAAAAAAUAUCUUUUCUUUUCAUGAUUUCUAUGAUAUCUUGUUAAUUAUUAAUUUCUAUUCAAUAUACAAGAAAUACAUAAAACUAUUAUGUUAGAACGAAAAAUUUUUCGUAAUACACCAGAACUUCUUUAUCAGUCGUUUGAUCUACAAUACAUCUAUAUAAUUAAUGAAGAUAACCAUGAAAACAGAAUCAAUCAGUUCAUGUAUAGUAUUGUAAACGUUUUAGAUUUAUUCGAAAAAGAAUUUCUUUUAUAGACCAACACGUUUGUUUUAUCCUGUAUUGAUUGAUAGAAUAUUUUUCUAAAAAUAAUAUUCAAACAUAUAUUUAUGAAAGAUAAUUUAAGAAUUUAUCUUGUUAUUGAUAUAUUCAUAUUUCAAACGCUACAAAAACAACAGAAAUUAUUAUCGAACCUUUAAAUAAAACUCAAUUGAAUAUAAAUAGUUACUAUUUUACAAGAAAAACAACAACCAAUUGCACACUGUUUAAUCUAUCGAUUGAUAGAAUCUAUUUGAAACGAUUAAACUAAUGAAUUUUCUUUCUUUCCUCUAUAGUAUUUGUUUAUUGUUCGACUAUUAACUUGUUUACUUUUAGACGAGUAGAAAAUCUAUGCAUCGUAGAGGCAAGAAUGAAUCAAUUAGUUUAUUUUAUAAAAUCUUUCAUAGUUUUUGUUUUUGUUAUGUUUAAAAUCAAUUAAUUCUUCAGUUAGAAACGAUUGCUAAUACUAGAUAUAGAUGAACUAUGCAUUAUAUCAAUCAUCGUUAUUCGAAUAAAAUAGAGAUCUUCUCUUUUAGAUUACAUUAUAAUUAUAUACUUUCUAUUCAAAAACAAUGGUCUCUACGAAUGACUAUGAAAAUAUUUCUGAAAUUUUGGUUCCACAUAUAGAUGUUGAUGUUGAAAUGAAUAAAGCUGAUAUUAGUCAUACAACUAUUGGCAGUGACUCUCUUGGUCCAUGCUUUUUCUUUUUAUUGGAUUUUCUUAUGAAUGAUCAACCAUAUUGUUAUAUGUAUCAUUAUAGUUUUCCAUUUGAUGAAUCAAAAUUAAGUGCUGAAAAAGUUCUUAUAAAAUAUUUGAAUAUUAUUUGGGAUUCAUUAAUAGAGACUAUAGAAUGUAAAAUAACUUCAGGUGAAACUUUAAAAAAUACCAAAAUAUCAAACUUCAAACUAGUCGUCGGAGGUGGUGAUUUAACCGAUGGACAAUUAAUACGUCAAGCAUUUAGCUUAUUGAAUAAAGAUGAAAUGAAUGUUAUUAGUAGAUCAUUUGAUGAUGAACAUGUACUUUGUUUUUAUAAACAAUUAAUAAGAAAUACAAUCAUAUUAAAACCAGUCACAAGAAAUAUGAGUAAUAAAAAAGAAGCACAAGGUAUUAAUUGGCGUUCUGAUACUCGUCAAUUUGAUAUUGCAAUUUUACAACUUGAGUUUUCAAAGAACACGCAAUCUCAAUGGCAAUUACAAACAAAAGCCAUUGAACAAUUCAAACUUGAAUGUCAACAUGAUGAAAAAUUAAUAUUUCAACAAGCAUUAUUACUUAUUCCAACAAAUUCUAUAUUCACAUCGUAA